Messenger RNA from Parathielavia appendiculata, 1464 nucleotides. RefSeq lists its product as uncharacterized. Lineage: Eukaryota; Fungi; Ascomycota; Sordariomycetes; Sordariales; Chaetomiaceae. The transcript is spliced from 4 exons. The coding region runs from base 1 to 1464 and encodes 487 amino acids. The record is from RefSeq and is a predicted model, not a curated record. Gene Ontology annotation, cellular component: fungal-type vacuole membrane.
AUGGCUCCCAUCGAGCCGCUCCUACCUGGCGCGCUCGCGGAAGACGAUAAACAUACGGAGCACACGAGACAUGCCGGUGAUCAUAGCGCUUGCGCGCGCAUCACGACUCCCUCGUCCUCUUCCUCCUCCAGGCGCAGGUCGCACUCAGUCACAGCAGCCAUACUUUUAUCAACAACAGACCAGCUCGACGAACCCCCACUUUCUCGCUCCGCAUCUUCAGCAAUAACAUCUAAUUCGACCACCACGACCGCCGGCAUCCGGGACAAGCUCGGACUUGGCGGGGUCGCGCGACGAACCCUAGGCAUUGCGCUGCUGCUUGUGGUGGUAUUCCUCUGGACUGUGUCCAACUUCAUGGCGAGCUACAUCUUCUCUGAUGGGACAUACAGCAAACCCUUUUUCCUGGUCUAUGUUAACACAUCCUGCUUCGCCAUCUCCCUCGUCCCGCUCACGAUACGCUACGUCAUGCAGAACGGUAUAGACUCACUGAUGGCUGUGGCGCUCCAGAUGUGGCGGGAGCGGAAACUGGGUUUCACGCCACUGAAGACGGUGGACGAUGGCCAGGAAGAGAGACGUGCCAGGGACAGGGGUGACGAUUCAGGGGUGCGGCUGCUGGUUGACGACGAGGGGAGUCUGGACAUGCCAGGCCGCAAGGACGACGAGAAGCUCAGUGUGGGUGAGACGGCGCGGCUGAGUCUGGAGUUCUCGAUGCUGUGGUUCGCGGCCAACUACUUUGCCUCGGCGUGCCUCGAGUACACGAGCGUCGGCAGCGUGACCAUCCUGACCUCGACGAGCAGCAUCUGGACGCUGAUCUUCUGCGCCAUUACCAAGGUCGAGGGGUUCACGCUGCGCAAGCUGGUCGGCGUCCUGGCGUCGCUGGCCGGCGUCGUGCUCAUCUCGUCGGUGGACUUGUCCGGGGCCAAUGACGAUAAUCGGGGAAGCUUCCCCCACAAGUCGACGGCGCAGAUUGCGAUCGGGGAUGCCAUGGCCUUCUUCAGCGCUAUCGUCUACGGCAUCUACGUCACUGUCAUGAAGAGGCGGGUCGGGAAUGAGGACAGGGUCAACAUGCCGCUGUUCUUUGGGCUGGUGGGCUUGUUCAACGUGAUGUUACUCUGGCCGGGGUUCUUCAUCCUGCACUACACCAGCAUUGAGCCAUUCGAGCUCCCUCCGACGGGCAGUGUUUGGGCCAUUAUUGCGGUCAAUUCUGCCGCCUCCUUUUUCAGCGACAUCCUCUGGGCGUAUGCCAUGCUGCUUACAACGCCGCUCGUAGUGACGGUCGGGCUCUCGCUGAACAUCCCCCUAUCGCUUAUUGGCGAAAUGAUUCAGUACUCGCAAUAUUCGAGUUGGCUAUACUGGGUAGGAGCUGGGAUCGUAUUCAUAUCCUUUUUGUUCAUCAACAAUGAGAGUCAGGAGGACACAGGGGUUAAGGAGGAAGUGGCAGAAGAUGUGGGGAGGUCAGCGGUAUAG